CAUCUGUUUUGUCUGUGGUCUCAAUUGUACAAAUUCGUACUUGUCGUAAUUUCAUUCAUGAUGUAAAAAUUCCGAGUUUCUUUUUAGUGAUUUUGUGAGAUCAACUGGAAUUUUAAAUCAUUUGAUAGAAUCGUUGACAAAACUUUAUUAAUCUGAUUAGAUUUAUACAUAAGACGAUGGGAACCAACGGGAACGGGAGGCGCGGGGGCACAAAACUCCCCGAUGUCCGUCGCCCUAUUGAAGAAGGCGAUUGUAUCAACGAUAUGGAGAGCCCAGAGCUGGAUUUUAUAUACGACGAUUGCGACACUCAAACAAACGAAAUAGCGGAGCUUUACAGCUACACUGAGCACCCGGAGUUCCAACUGAACGUGAAAGCUUUCGAGGAUAUCAUGGAAGAGUUCAAUUACCCUCCUAGCUGGCAGAGAUUGACAAAUAAACAACAACGAACAGUGAUAAUGAAACUAUUAGAGCAUUUAGAUGUUGCAGUGAGUGAUAUUCGUAUGCGUGCGACGAGGUGUAUAUUCUACCUGGCGCAGGGUUGCUGGGCUGAGAUGCAGUCUGAUGCCGAACAGGCCCAUUGGGCCAGGGUUAACGUCAUGACCCUGUAUGAUAUGGGAACGUUUGCUGCUUUUGUAGAACUUCUAAACCUUGAGAUUGUGAGAAGCAGUACUGCCAUAGCAUCCAGAAAACUAGCAGAGUCCCUAGCAGACUCAACCAAUUUGCGUGUCAUUUUAUCUGUCCUGUAUUUAAUCACAGAAUACAUGAGAACUGAAAAAGACAAUCCUGAGUCAGAAUAUGCUCAUCUGGUGAAGAAUUUCAAGGAAGAACUUGGUACACCUUUUGGUGAGGAACUAUUGCCAGUGAAACUCCUCAGUAUGGUGACACAUCUGUGUGCAGGAACCACUCCACACUUUCCUAUGAAAAAGGUUUUACUUCUUUUGUGGAAAGUGUUACUUGUAUAUUUGGGUGGUUCAAAAGAAUUGAAAGAGAGAAAAGCUAGAUUGCGAGAAAAACAUGGACUUCCACCUCUUCGUGAAGAUACUCUGGAAAUCAUUAAAGGUAUGCGUGCCAGCUCCCCUCCUCCAAGUGCUGCAGAUAUGUUGGAAAAUCAAAAUCCUGGACAGAGAAAAAUGAAGGAAAAUGAAAGAGCAUUGAGGAGACAAACUUUUAUGAAGCAGACUUCUUUGGAUGAGUCUGAUGAACAAAUAUUUGUUGACAAAGAGGAAACUGGGAAUGGCUCUGAAGAUUACUCAAUGGAGUUCCAGACUAUGCCUGCUGAUGGCACAAGAGGGGACAACAACCAACAAUGUCCAUACUACAUGUACUUCAAACAGUUUGAUAGCCCACCUCCGCCACCACCUCUGCCCAGAAGUUUGCCGUGGCAGUCCAAAGUGCGACAGAAAGACAUAGACAUGUUUUUGGACAAUGUCAGAAUAAAGUUCGUUGGUUAUUCUCUUCCUGGAGAUAGGCAGACGAUAGCUGGCCUCCCACAGCCAAUUCAUGAAGGCAUAGAUAUAUUGAAGAAACACAUGUACACAAGCUUAUCUGAAAUCCAAGCUGAAAGAGAAAUAGAGAUUGCUCGAAGUCCACUCACUAAGGGUGAGAGAGAUGUGGAAGAAACUGAAGUUGAAGUAUUGUAUAGAGCUAUGUUGCCAAACUUACCCCAAUAUAUGAUUGCUUUACUGAAAAUACUUCUGGCUGCUGCACCCACGUCUACAGCUAAAACAUACUCAAUAAACAUCAUGGCUGAUCUACUGCCUGAAGAAAUGCCCAUGACAGUCCUGCAGUCUUUAAAACUGGGCAUUGAUGUAAAUAGACACAAAGAAAUCAUUGUGAAAGCAGUCACAGCCAUAUUACUCUUACUAUUGAAGCAUUUUAAAUUAAAUCAUGUAUAUCAAUUUGAAUUUAUGUCUCAGCAUCUGGUUUAUGCUAAUUGCAUGCCCUUAAUACUCAAAUUUUUCAACCAAAACAUUUUGUCAUAUGUUGGAGCUAAGAAUUCCAUACCCAUAUUUGACUUCCCGGCUUGUGUCAUUGGAGAACAACCUGAGCUGACCAAAGAAUGUUUGGAUAUUGGAGAUUCAUCAGUUCCGUACUCGUGGAGAAAUGUUUUUUCGUGCAUAAACCUGCUGAGAAUUUUAAACAAACUAACUAAAUGGAAGAACGCAAGAAUCAUGAUGCUUGUAGUAUUCAAGAGUGCGCCGAUUUUGAAACGCACACUCAAGGUUAGGCAUGCUCUUAUGCAAUUUUAUGUUUUGAAGCUACUCAAAAUGCAGACGAAAUAUCUGGGGCGACAAUGGAGAAAAACGAACAUGAAGACCAUCAGUGCCAUUUAUUCCAAAGUACGUCAUCGGUUGAACGAUGAUUGGGCUUUUGGUAAUGAUGUAGACGCAAGGCCUUGGGACUUCCAGGAUGAGGAGUGUGCAUUGAGAGUAAGCGUAGACCGCUUCAAUCACAGGCGAUAUGGCACUGGAGGUGAACAAGAAAUAGAUCUGACUCCCCUUGAAACAGAUAUUAACAGUAUUCUUGAAGCAAAUGUUGAGCUUGAUGAAGAGUUUAAAGAAAACUAUGAGCUAUGGCUAGAACAGGAGGUGUAUAAUAACGAAAUAAACUGGGACAUAUUACUGACAGCAUGAAUCACUUUUAUAAAAGUUUGUUAAGGUUUCAUGUUGAUAUACUUUCUUAAUACUUAAUAUUAAUUGAUAAUAAUGAGAUUCCCUGAUAAAUUACAUGCUUAUGGAAGAUUAUGAAUGUACUCAAAGAUAAUUCAAGAUGUCAUUAGACAGGGAAGAAAUAUUUUAUUCUUUUUGUAAUAUUUUUACUACAAAUUGAUGUCUUUUUGCUUUAGAUUUAUUUUCUUACUUCAUUGGUAAUUUUAUAGUGGAAUUUAAAAAAUUAAAAAUAUCUAUAUCAUGACAGUAUUUAUAUAUUUAAGCAUGUUAUAUCAAAUUUUAAAUAACUAGAUAUGCAUUAAAUUGUCAUGUAUUAAAUGCAAUUUUUGCUUAGAGUGGUAGUUGUCUCAUCUUAUGUGUAACAUUUAAUUAUAAUGAAGUAAAAUAAAGUUGCCUUUAAACAUCAGAACUGAUAUUGACAACAAAUUGUUUUUUGAACCAGUUUUGUUAAAAUAUCUAAAUAGAGUAAUCAAAAUAAUGAAA
This is a messenger RNA of Ostrinia furnacalis (Asian corn borer), 3152 nucleotides long. It is a transcript of the gene Strip, whose product is annotated as striatin interacting protein. The transcript has a single exon. Lineage: Eukaryota; Metazoa; Arthropoda; Insecta; Lepidoptera; Crambidae. Bases 177 to 2633 code for a protein of 818 amino acids. Gene Ontology annotation, biological process: cytoskeleton organization. Gene Ontology annotation, cellular component: cytosol. The record is from RefSeq and is a predicted model, not a curated record.